Dipodomys ordii (Ord's kangaroo rat) is the source of this 2907-nucleotide messenger RNA. It is a transcript of the gene Rnf128, whose product is annotated as ring finger protein 128, E3 ubiquitin protein ligase. NCBI's taxonomy places the organism in Eukaryota, Metazoa, Chordata, Mammalia, Rodentia, Heteromyidae. The record is from RefSeq and is a predicted model, not a curated record. The transcript is spliced from 7 exons. Bases 107 to 1513 code for a protein of 468 amino acids.
CCGACGCGGCCGCAGCAGCAGUAGCGAAGGGGACCGGCGGCUUCCAGGGGCUGCGUCUACUGCAACCUCUUUACUGCUGCGACGUGCCUCCAGGCUCCCAACUCAUAUGCGGGGCGCCUGUGGCUCUCUGCCUGCUCUUCACCUGGCACCUACCUGCUCAAGGCCGGGUCCUUGCCGUGCCCCGACAGGGCGCGUGCCACAGGCCCGUAGGGUACCGCGGAGCGCUCGCACCAUGGGGCCGCCGCCUGGGGCCGGGGUCGCUGGCCGCGCUGGCUGCGGCUCUUCCCGAUUGCUGGCCUGGUGCUUCUUACUGGCUCUGAGUCCACAUGCCCCUGCUUCCCGGGGGGCCGAAGCAGUGUGGACCGCGUACCUCAACGUGUCCUGGCGGGUUCCGCACACCGGAGUGAACCGCACAGUAUGGGAGCUGAGCGAGGAGGGCGUGUACGGCCAGGACUCGCCCCUGGAGCCCGUGGCUGGGGUCCUGGUACCACCGGACGGGCCCGGAGCGCUCAACGCGUGUAACCCGCACACGAAUUUCACGGUGCCCACCGUUUGGGGAAAUGCUGUCCAAGUCUCUUGGUUGGCUCUCAUCCAGCGUGGCGGGGGCUGCACCUUCGCAGACAAGAUCCAUCUGGCUUAUGAGAGAGGGGCUUCUGGAGCCGUCAUCUUUAACUUCCCGGGGACCCGCAAUGAGGUCAUCCCCAUGUCUCACCCGGGUGCAGGAGACAUUGUUGCAAUCAUGAUUGGCAAUCUAAAAGGAACAAAAAUUCUACAUUCUAUUCAAAGAGGCAUCCAAGUAACAAUGGUCAUCGAAGUAGGGAAAAAACAUGGCCCUUGGGUGAAUCACUAUUCAAUUUUCUUCGUUUCCGUGUCCUUUUUCAUUAUUACUGCAGCAACUGUGGGCUAUUUUAUCUUUUAUUCUGCACGAAGACUACGGAAUGCAAGAGCUCAAAGCAGGAAGCAGAGACAAUUAAAGGCAGAUGCUAAAAAAGCUAUUGGAAGGCUUCAGCUACGCACAUUGAAACAAGGAGACAAGGUACAUUUACUGCUUUUAACCGCUAGUUGUGUUAAAGCAAUGCUACCAAACAAUUUACUAAAAAUACUGAAGCUACACCACAUUUUCCAUAAGACCUGUGUUGACCCAUGGCUGUUAGAACACAGGACUUGCCCUAUGUGCAAAUGUGACAUUCUCAAAGCUUUGGGAAUUGAGGUGGAUAUUGAAGAUGGAUCCGUGUCCUUACAAGUCCCUGUAUCCAAUGACGCAUCCAAUAGUGCAUCGCCCCAUGAAGAAGAUAACCGCAGUGAGACUGCAUCCUCUGGAUAUGCUUCAGUUCAGGGAGCAGAUGAACCACCUCUGGAGGAACAUGUGCAGUCUGCAAAUGAAAAUCUACAGUUGGUAAACCAUGAAGCAAGCUCAGUGGCUGUGGAUGUUGUUCCUCAUAUUGACAACCCAACUUUUGAAGAAGAUGAACCUUCUGAUCAAGAGACUGCUGUUCGAGAAAUUAAAUCAUAAAAUCUGUAUCCACAGAAAAUCUGAACCUUUAGUAAUAACAGGACUGCCAAUCAGGGCCUAGUUUACUAUUAAUGAACUGGGUAAACAUAAUAAACUAAGAAUGAUAUUGAAAGUGCUGAGAUGACUAAUAUUAUACUAUAGUUAAAUGACUUAAAAUAUUUAACCUGUUAACUUUUUCCACAAACUCAUGAUAAUGUUUUCAUAGGCAAGUUUCCUCUGAAUAGUGAUCACAUUUUUAAACAGUCAAAUUGUCUUCAAGUAGUCAUAUUUUUCAUUUAUAACAACUUUCUUAUAAAAACAUGUUGCUUUUAAAAUGUGGAGUAGCUGUAAUCAAUUUAUUUUAUGAUAGUAUCUUAAUGAAAAAAUACUACUACUUUUAGCUUGGGCUUUAUGUGUCAGGGGUUUUUCUCCAGGUGCUUAUAUUGAUCUGGAAUUGUAGUGUAAAAAGCAAUGCAAACUUAGGCUAGCACUUCAUGAAAUGUCUAUUUAAACUACAUUAAGUUGAUAGAAAAAGAUAAAGCAAAAUAUUCAUUUUUCACUUUCUCUUCUUUUUCAUAUUAAGAUCAAUAGGUAAAUGUAUUUCAUCUGCGUGCCGAGCAUAGUUUAUCAAACACUAUGCACUGAAAUGAUCGACUGGUAUAUUAGUGACACCAACUUGACACAAGAUUAUAGAUGACAAGGUUUCUUAUGAAAAUAUUGUACAACUCUUUCUCAAAUGGGGAUUUUCAAAAGCACAGUAUAUAAACUACCAUACUGCUGGAAAAUGGUAAUGACAAAGAAAAUCACACCAAAAUUGGUCAUUGAUCUUUGCGCAUGAAUUAAUGUACAAAAAUCGUCCUGUAAACUUAGUGUAUAGAAAAUGUUUUCCAAAUACAGUUGACUCUGAAAAUCGAGUUUACAUUUGACCAAAAUGGGCUAAAAUUAUGUUAAACUAAAAUUUUGUCCAUGUAACUAUAAUUUUGUGAAUGCAUUUCCUUGGUGUUUGAAAAAAAAGAAUUGAGGGGGGGGGAAUUAUUCCAGGUGCCUUAAUAUAAAGUUUGAAGCUUCAUCCACCAAAGUUAAAUAGAGCUAUUUAAAAAAAGCACUUUAUUUGUAUUCUGUGUGGCUUCUCUUUGUUUUAGUUUGUUUCCAGUGCAAAUUCCAGCAGAAUUUAGACAAAAAUAGAACAGAAAUGUAUUUUUGUUUGCUGAAUAUAGAAUGGAUGAAACCAUUGCAUUCUUGUACACUGAUUUGAAAUGCUGUAAAUAUAUCCCGAUUUAUAUUGAUUCUCUUUAAAUAUAAAAUGUAAAUAAAAUAUUCCAAUAAAAGUGUGUGGUAUGGUAUUUAAUUUAGCUAGAAUAUGCUAACUUUUCCUAUAAAAUAAGCCUGGGAUUGAGAGGAAAAAAAGAGUUGGA